GCAGGCGUGGGCAGGGGCCAGGAAGGCGCAGUCGGGAUUGGAGGCGAGGGGAGUGCCGGGCGCGUCCCAGGCGGCGGGGCUCCCAGCAUAGGCAGUCGCCACCACCGCCAGGCCGCAGACACAGGUUCGGGUCCGCGGUCCUCUUGCCCCUUUCCAGGCCUCUAUGAGUGUUAAAUCGCCAUUUAGUAUGAUGUCAAGAAAUAGUUUGGAAGUACCUCCUUCUAAGAUGACAGAGCCAUUUAAUUUUGAGAAAAAUGAAAACAAGCUUCCACCACAUGAGUCUUUAAGAAGUCCUGGAACACUUCCUAACCAUCCUAAUUUCAGGCUGAAAAGCUCAGAGAAUGGAAAUAAAAAGAACAAUUUUUUGCUUUGUGAGCAAACCAAACAAUAUUUGGCUAGUCAGGAAGACAGUUCAGUUUCUUCAAAGCCUAAUGGCAUCAACGGAGAAGUGGUUGGCUCCAAAGGAGACAGGAAAAAAUUGCCAGCAGGAAACUCAGUGUCAUCACCAAGUGUAGAAAGUAAUUCACCACCCAAAGAAGUGAAUACUAAGCCCGGAAAUAAUGUACGUCCUGCAAAAUCAAAAAAACUAAACAAGUUGGUCGAGAAUUCCUUGUCCAUAAAUAAUCCAGGGCUCUUCACCUCCUUAGGACCUCCUCUUCGGUCCACAACUUGCCAUCGCUGUGGCCUGUUUGGAUCGCUGAGGUGCUCUCAGUGCAAGCAGACCUACUAUUGCUCCACAGCAUGUCAGAGAAGAGACUGGUCUGCACACAGCAUCGUAUGCAAGCCUGUUCAGCCAAAUUUCCACAAACUUGAAGAUAAUAAAUCAUCUAUUGAAACAAAGGAUGUGGAGGUAAAUAAUAAGAAUGACUGUCCACUUGGAGUUACUAAGGAAAUAGCCAUUUGGGCUGAGAGAAUAAUGUUUUCUGAUUUGAGAAGUCUACAACUCCAGAAAACCAUGGAAAUAAAGGGUACAGUUACCGAAUUCAAACACCCAGGGGACUUCUAUGUGCAGUUAUAUUCUUCAGAAGUUUUAGAAUACAUGAACCAACUCUCUGCCAGCUUAAAAGAAACAUAUGCAAAUAUGCAUGAAAAAGACUAUAUUCCUGUUAAGGGGGAAGUUUGUAUUGCCAAGUACACUGUUGAUCAGACCUGGAACAGAGUGAUCAUACAAAACGUUGAUGUGCAGCAAAAGAAGGCACAUGUCUUAUAUAUCGAUUAUGGAAACGAAGAAAUAAUUCCAUUAAACAGAAUUUACCACCUCAACAGGAACAUUGACUUGUUUCCUCCUUGUGCCAUAAAGUGCUUUGUAGCCAAUGUUAUCCCAGCAGAAGGGAAUUGGAGCAAUGAUUGUAUCAAAGCUACUAAACCACUGUUAAUGGAGCAGUACUGCUCCAUAAAGAUUGUUGACAUCUUGGAAGAGGAAGUGGUUACCUUUGCUGUAGAAGUUGAGCUGCCAAAUUCAGGAAAACUUUUAGACCAUGUGCUUAUAGAAAUGGGAUAUGGCUUGAAACCCAACGGACAAGAUUCUAAGAAGGAAAAUGCAGAUCAAAGUGAUCCUGAAGAUGUUGGAAAAAUGACAGCUGAAAACAAAAUUGUCAUAGACAAAAGUGACCUAAUCCCAAAAGUGUUAACUUUGAAUGUGGGUGAUAAGUUUUGUGGUGUGGUUGCCCACAUUCAAACACCAGAAGACUUCUUUUGUCAACAACUGCAAAGUGGCCGAAAGCUUGCUGAACUUCAGGCAUCGCUUAGCAAGUACUGUGGUCAGUUGCCUCCACGCUCUAAUUUUUAUCCAGCCAUUGGUGAUAUAUGUUGUGCUCAGUUCUCAGAGGAUGAUCAGUGGUACCGUGCCUCCGUUCUGGCUUACGCUUCUGAAGAAUCUGUACUGGUCGGAUAUGUAGAUUAUGGAAACUUUGAAAUCCUUAGUUUGAUGAGACUUUGUCCCAUAAUCCCAAAGUUGUUGGAAUUGCCAAUGCAAGCUAUAAAGUGUGUGCUAGCAGGAGUAAAGCCAUCAUUAGGAAUUUGGACUCCAGAAGCUAUUUGUCUCAUGAAAAAACUUGUGCAGAACAAAAUAAUCACAGUGAAAGUGGUGGACAAGUUGGAAAACAGUUCCCUGGUGGAGCUUAUUGAUAAAUCCGAGAUGCCUCAUGUCAGUGUUAGCAGAGUUCUCAUAGAUGCAGGCUUUGCUGUGGGAGAACAGAGGAUGGUGACAGAUAAACCCAGUGACAUGAAAGAAGACAGUGUUCCCUUGGGUGUGGAAGGAAAAGUAGAUCCAUUGGAGUGGACAUGGGUUGAGCUUGCUGUUGACCAAACAGUAGAUGUUGUGGUCUGUGUGAUAUAUAGUCCUGGAGAAUUUUAUUGCCAUGUGCUUAAAGAGGAUGAUUUAAAGAAACUGAAUGAUUUGAACAAGUCAUUAGCAGAACAUUGCCAGCAGAAGUUACCUAAUGGUUUCAAGGCAGAGAUAGGACAACCUUGUUGUGCUUUUUUUGCCGGUGAUGGUAAUUGGUAUCGUGCUUUAGUCAAGGAAAUUUUACCAAAUGGAAAUGUUAGAGUACAUUUUGUGGAUUAUGGAAACAUCGAAGAAGUUACUGCAGAUGAACUCCGAAUGAUAUCAUCAACAUUUUUAAACCUCCCCUUUCAGGGAAUACGGUGCCGGUUAGCAGAUAUACAGUCUAGAAACAAACAUUGGUCUGAAGAAGCCAUAACAAGAUUCCAGAUGUGUGUUGCUGGGGUAAAAUUGCAAGCCAGAGUGGUUGAAGUCACUGAAAAUGGGACAGGAGUUGAACUCACUGAUCUUUCCACUUGUUAUCCCAGAAUAAUUAGUGAUGUUCUGAUUGAUGAACAUCUGGUUUUAAAAUCUGCUUCACCACAUAAAGACUUACCAAAUGACAGACUUGUUAAUAAACAUGAACUUCAAGUUCAUGUACAGGGACUUCAAGCUACUGUUUCAGCUCAGCAAUGGAAGACGAUAGAAUUGCCAGUUAAUAAAACUGUGCAAGCAAAUGUAUUAGAAAUCAUAAGCCCAAACUUGUUUUAUGCUCUACCAAAUGGGAUGCCAGAAAAUCAGGAAAAGCUGUGCAUAUUGACAGCUGAAUUAUUAGAAUACUGCAAUGCUCCGAAAAGUCGACCACCCUAUAGACCAAGAAUUGGAGAUGCAUGCUGUGCCAAAUACACAAGUGAUGAUUUUUGGUAUCGUGCAGUUGUUCUGGGGACAUCAGACACUGAUGUGGAAGUGCUCUAUGCAGACUACGGAAACAUCGAAACCGUGCCUCUUUGCAGAGUGCAACCAAUCACCUCUAGCCACCUGGCGCUUCCUUUCCAAAUUAUUAGAUGUUCACUUGAAGGGUUAAUGGAGUUGAAUGGAAGCUCUUCUCAAUUAAUAAUAAUGCUAUUAAAAAAUUUCAUGUUGAAUCAGAAUGUAAUGCUUUCUGUGAAAGGAAUUACAAAGAAUGUCCAUACAGUGUCAGUUGAGAAAUGUUCUGAGAAUGGGACUGUCGAUGUAGCUGAUAAGCUGGUGACGUUUGGUCUGGCAAAAAACAUCACACCUCAAGGGCAGAGUGCUUUCAAUAGAGAAAAGAUGUAUAGGAUGAAGUGCUGCUGCACAGAGUUACAGAAACAAGUUGAAAAACAUGAACAUAUUCUUCUCUUCCUCUUAAACAAUUCAACAAAUCAAAAUAAAUUUAUUGAAAUGAAAAAACUGUUAAAAAAAACAGCCUGUCUUGGAGGUAAACCCUUAUGAGACAGGAAACAGCAAAGGCUAGCUUUAGGAAAGAAAGUACAGCACCUGUUUUUUUUUGUUUAUGGGAACCUUUUUUUGUCCUCUUUCUCUGUAAUGACCUUCUAUGCCUCUGUUUUUGCCUGCCUGCCAUUCUCCUAUUAGGUUGGUGGUUUUUAUUUUCCUCUAAGUUCCACCAAAUAAGUAUUACAUAGAAAGUUCAUACCAAAUCUAUGAGAAUACUGGCAAGGAAUACAUAGGGGCUUUCUACUAUAUAUGUAACUUUUUGUUACUUAUUGAAGGCAGGGCCAGGUGUGGUGGCUCACACCCAGCACUUUGGGAGGCUGAGGUGGGAGGAUCCCUUGAGGCCAGGAGUUGAAGGUUACAGUGAGCUAUGAUAGCGCCACUGCACUCCAGCCUGGGCGACAGAUUUUGUCUUUAAAAAAAGAAAAAAUAAGUAGUUAGUGGAUAUGAGUUUUAUUUUCUGACCAUUUGAAAUAUUUUGCAAUAUUCCCUGCAUUCUCUAUCUUCUGCCUCUUCCACAUAAUGUCCUUUGCUUUCAUGUUUGUUACCCUCUCUUUUCCUGUUGACUCGGAGGUCAUCAAUUUCUUUCUCUCCGUCCUUAAUUGGAUUACGUUUCUUUUGGCCUUUGGGCAGAGUCUGACCUCUGGACCACUCUAACUGGAGAAGGAACUUUAUGUUCCCUCCACUGCUGUGUCCACACAGUUAGAAAUCUGUAGCUAGUUAGAUUUUUGUUGUUGUAGAUAGAAUUUACUGUUUCUGAAACCCAAAUACAGUUAUCAGUUUAAGGUUUAAAAAAAAAAAAAAAGUAUAUAUUUUUCCUGAAGCAUAUAAAAUAAUCUCAAAUUCUCCUAAACCACACAUACGCAGAAUUAUGGGCCGGCUGACUUUCCUGCCAACCCCAAAGUUUGAAUUUUUUUAUGAUUUAACUCUCAGGCUAUGAAACCUAAGAUGUUUCUCACCAACUCAUAGCAAAUACUUAAGACACUUUUUUUUUGUUUUUUGUUUUUGCUUUUACUGGCAAUGUAUGUUGUCUAAUCUGUUAAAUGGAAUAUUUCCUCAUGUAAAAAGUUGUUAAAACACUGAUGUGCUUCUGUUAGAUAAAAGUUCACGCUGCUUUGCCCAAUAAAAUUAUUUCACUUCCCAA
Messenger RNA from Chlorocebus sabaeus (green monkey), 4880 nucleotides. NCBI's taxonomy places the organism in Eukaryota, Metazoa, Chordata, Mammalia, Primates, Cercopithecidae. The record is from RefSeq and is a predicted model, not a curated record.